Anguilla anguilla (European eel) is the source of this 4902-nucleotide messenger RNA. It is a transcript of the gene arrb2b, whose product is annotated as arrestin, beta 2b. Gene Ontology annotation, biological process: positive regulation of ERK1 and ERK2 cascade; G protein-coupled receptor internalization; signal transduction. The transcript has 15 exons. The record is from RefSeq and is a predicted model, not a curated record. Gene Ontology annotation, cellular component: cytoplasm. Gene Ontology annotation, molecular function: angiotensin receptor binding. Bases 180 to 1412 code for a protein of 410 amino acids. Lineage: Eukaryota; Metazoa; Chordata; Actinopteri; Anguilliformes; Anguillidae.
ACUGGCUUCCGUCUUGAGCCUGCGGAAACGAGCUAGAAAGAGAGAGCGAACGAGGGGGUUGAUACACAGAACUGGGUGAUCGAACGGAUGAGAGUGCGAGGGGAUAGUACGAGUAAUUAAAUAUAAUAUAGCUAGCCACAUUGUACGUAGCUGCAUAUUAAAAGAAGAGGCCUGUGGAGAUGGGCGACAAGGCUGGCACAAGGGUCUUUAAGAAGUCCAGCCCCAAUUGCAAGCUCACGGUAUACCUGGGGAAAAGAGACUUUGUGGAUCAUCUAGACCAUGUGGACCCAGUGGAUGGAGUUCUGUUGAUUGAUCCAGAAUAUCUUAAAGACAGAAAAGUGUUCGUGACCCUGACAUGCGCAUUCCGAUAUGGGCGGGAGGACCUGGACGUGUUGGGCCUGUCUUUUCGGAAGGACCUGUACAUUUCCACCUUCCAGGCCUUCCCCCCCCUCCCAGAGGAACACAAGCCCCUCAGCCGGCUGCAGGAGCGACUGCUGAAGAAGUUGGGCCAACAAGCACACCCCUUCAACUUUACUAUUCCUCAGAAUCUGCCUUGUUCAGUCACCCUGCAGCCUGGCCCGGAGGACACCGGCAAGGCAUGUGGGGUAGACUUUGAGAUCAGAGCUUUCUGUGCCAAAUCUGUGGAAGAGAAGAUUCACAAAAGGAACUCUGUGCGGCUGGUGAUCAGGAAGGUGCAGUAUGCUCCAGAGAAGCCCGGCCCACAGCCCAUGGUGGAGACCACCCGCAGCUUCCUCAUGUCCGACCGCUCCCUGCACCUGGAAGCCUCCCUGGACAAGGAGCUGUAUUACCACGGGGAGCCCAUCAGCGUGAAUGUCCACGUGACCAACAACUCCACCAAAACCGUCAAGCGCGCCAAAAUCUCUGUGCGGCAGUACGCUGACAUCUGCCUGUUCAGCACCGCGCAGUACAAAUGUCCUGUGGCACAGGUGGAGGCAGAUGACCAGGUGUCCCCCAGCUCCACGUUCUGCAAGGUGUACACUCUCACCCCGAUGCUGAGCAACAAUCGGGAGAAGAGGGGCCUGGCACUGGAUGGUAAACUCAAACAUGAAGACACCAACCUGGCCUCCAGCACCAUAGUGAAGGAUGUGUCCAAUAAGGAGGUCCUGGGCAUUCUGGUUUCUUACAGAGUCAAAGUCAAACUGGUUGUGUCACGUGGAGGGGAUGUGUCAGUGGAGCUGCCCUUUGUCUUAAUGCACCCAAAACCCUCAGACCAGCCCAGCUCCAGGCCACAGUCAGCCAUUCCUGAGACAGACACCCCUGUGGACACCAACCUGAUAGAGUUUGAGACAAAUAACUUCUCUCAGGAUGAUGACUUUGUUUUUGAGGACUUCGCCCGUCUGCGGCUGAAGGGAAUGAAGGACGACAAGGACGAGGAUGACCACUUCUGCUAAGUCUCUCCCCAAACGGGCAGCGGGCCAACCGGGGUGAGGGGUGUUCAGGCAUGGUCAAUAGCCAGUGGGCCAAUGUAGUUAAGUGGGUGUGGUCACUUAUUUUGAGCUACGAUAUUCUUCUCUCCCUUCCUGUUUUUGCAUAUGUGAUGACAUUGUGGAUUUGUCUCUGGUUUUCAGCCCUUGUACCAGUGCACAUGUGAGAAACGGAGAGAAAUGGGGAUAUUUUGGGAGGUGAAUGACCAUCACUGUCAAUUUUUAGCUGGGAGGGGGGGAUUUGUUUGAGGGUAAAUUUGUUUAUUUUGGUCCCACUUUAUAUUAAGUGGGCAAUAUACCUAUGUAAUUGCAUAAGUACCAUGUAACUUCAAUGUAAGAAUGCAUUGUUACACAGUAACCAAUGUGGAACACAAGUUUGCAAUUUAUUUAAUUACACCUUAUUUGAUUAACCACACCCCUUUCCCUAACCCUACCUCUAACUUUAACCUCAGUGCAUAACCUAACCUCAAGCCCAGUCUUAUGUAAUUACAUACUUGCAUAGCAGUUACACAGUACUUACUUGCAGAUGCAUAUGUUACUUCUAUGUAUAUGAAUUGUACAUGUGUAAUUACUGCGCAUUUACAAUGUACUUGGUGCCCACUUAAUGGAAAGUGUGGCCUUUUUAAUCGGAGAAGAUUAACAAAACAACAGCAACACAAAGAAGACCACAGAGGAAGAGGAAAUAUUUUUGUCUUUUUAUACCAUCCAUUUGUGACUUUUUAGAAUGCUUGUAGAGACUUACAGACUCAUCCACGGUGACCCACAGAGAGGAAGAGGAAGACUAGAGGCAGACAGGAGACACAGAAAGGGCAUGAAUGUGCAGACUGACCUGUGCCAUAUGCAUUCGCAAACACGGAAAAACACAUUCAAACAGCGCCCCCUUCUGCACAGACGUGUUUUGACACACACAGCAGGUUUAAAGUGGCUGUGCUUUGGUGUAUAACAAAGGUUGCCAUGACAGUCUGCCUGAAUGUUGUAGAUUUUAUUAUUUUUUAAACGUUUUUAAUUAAUUUGUGAUUUGCCAAAAGGUGCUUCAGGGGAAGAGAAGGAAUAGAAACAAAUUGCUAAUGUAUGAUCAACCUCAUCCUCAACAAGAUACCUGCACAACAUAUACACACACGCACAUGCAUACGCUGAACCUACUGCAGCCCUGUCCAUUAUAAGAACCAAGUCCAGAAACUGACAUGGGAUUUGACUGUGCAAUCUCCUCCAAAAAUAUUUUUUUCAAGUAAAGUUUUCCAAAAUUCAAAAAAUAUCUAGCUUGUUGAUUAAUCGAAUCUAAUGAACAGGUAUUUUAUUUAACCCCAUGUGAAAAUGUCCAAAAAUUAAUUCCACUAACUUCAGAAAUGGAUGAUUUAAAAGGAUUGGGUUUUGUGCUGGUGCACUGAUUUGUGAACCAUGGCUCUCAAAGUGUAUAUGAUUUUGUAUAUAUAGGUGCAUCAGAAAGGCUCUUUGGCUCUGUGGCCCCUCUCCUCCCUGUGUUUGUAAGUGUAAGUGCUGCCUCUGUGGCUCUGUUCAGGGUUUCCUUUGCAGUUUUAAUUGAUAUUGAUCGCAUGCAUCUUGCUGUGACCAUCUCAGAAAGCCAGCAACCAACACUUCUGCUACACCAUUGAAAAGGGUGGGGAGGGAUGUGAAGGGAAAACAUAAAAAAAAUAUAGCUACUAUUAUUGUUAUGUUACUAUUAUUAUUGUUGUUAUAAUCAGCAGAGAUAUACAAAAAAAGUUGACAUUUUAUUUUUUGAUUUUUAAAGUUUCAUUUUAUUUUUUAUUAAAGGCGAACAUGGACUAACCUGAAUUUCCCUGCUGUAUUGUCACACGCUGUAUAUUUCAUUCCUGUUUGAGUACUGUCUGACCUCUAUGGUUGAGUACAGUGUACAUAACACUGUAUUUCUGAACCCCUCAGUCCAAUCUUGGUCAAUAUGUAGAACAGUCUAUGUAGUUCAAUGCAAUUGUGCUUUGCUACACUAUAGUGUUACGGUUGAUGCUACAUUGCCUAGUAUCUUACAUUCAGUCUGAAGAAACAAGUGGCCCAAACAAGAUGGUGAUUAGUAGGUUGCCAGUGCUUAAACACCUUGCAAUCUUGAAUAGUUUAGAACACUCCCUGUCUUUUAUGUACAGUAGUGAUGGGCAAGCAGGCCUUAAUGGAGCAUGUGUAACCAUUAGCUAGAUCGCUAGGUAGAGCAAAGCCCUUAUAAUCAAUGAAAUCAUUCAAGAAAAAAAUCUGUGAAAAUGGUUACAUCUGAGUUUAGUGCUUCAAAAAAACACUUGCUUUCCUAUCACUUCUUUGGUGGUAUAAAAUGGUUUAGUUCAGGUCCAUUAGUUACAGACUUGUAGGUAAAUUUCUAUAAAAUGCUGCAAUGCAGCACAGUAUGAGAAGGAAAGGAAGUGGAUUCUUAACAUUUGACCAGCUUAUUAGAUUGGUUUUCACCAUCUUGCACAGAACACAAAGGGGUCUUAUUCAUAAAACUUUAGCAUCCUCUUAGGUUUUACACCAUUUUCUCUCAUUAAGGGGAGAAUCCCUAGCUGUAACUCACCAAAAUUUUAACUAAGCAUAUUUAUUUAACAAAAGCACACACUGAAUAUACAGUGCAACAUUUUUCAGCUUCUGUGAGUUUUAUACUUCUGUUCAACAUGUUAUUGUUUGGAGAAUGACCCCUACGAUUAACAGCUAAAAAAAUGUGUAUGUCAUGAAUCACUGGUGUAAAUUCAGAAACUGUCCAUUUUUUUUCAAGAUUUGAAGUCUCUAUUUUCAUGUUUACAUACAGUAUGUGUAUUAGAUAUACAUGUGCAUACACAAUAAUGCCAAAAGGUGGGAUGAGAUACUGUGUGAAAACAACUGUAUUCCAAGGAAUGAAGUCACUGCUGCAGUGGUUAUAAACAUUGGGUGAGUUUGUAACCCCAACAAAAGAAGAGCAUACUUGCAAUGUUUCUGGAACAUUGUGACCAAGUACAUUGUACAGAAACAGGAAUUUCUUUAGGUGGUAAAAUGUCUGUCAGGCAUGUUUUUCUUCUUGAAACAGGAUGUUGUUAAUUUCAUCUGUAAAUAAGUCAAGUAGAAAGAAUCGUUGUUUCCUGUCAGGUGGAAUUGGAGUGGCAGAGGAGUCGUGCCAGUUUAUAGAUCAUGUACAAAGUCAAUUACUUUUUAAGGACAAUUUAAGCUACUAUUAUAAGUACUACUAAAACUGAAAGUUUAAAAAAGAAAAAACUGAGUUGCUACCUGGUAAUUUAAUUAACUCGUUAUAAAGGAAAUUUUCAAAAGUAUAUUGAUAUUAAGAAAACCAAGAUACUAUAUAAGCAAUAUGAUAUUUUAGUCAAUAAAAUGGAACAAAAAUGACAGAAAAAAGCAAAUGUUUUUAAAACAAUGAGAAAUGAAAACAUUGGAGAAUCGAUGUUGCUUCUUUAUUUUGUACUGCAUUUUAGAAAAUGUUUAAAAUAAGAAAAACAGUUAACAUACAAAA